Messenger RNA from Drosophila obscura, 5630 nucleotides. RefSeq lists its product as uncharacterized. Gene Ontology annotation, cellular component: dendritic spine; cytoplasm; plasma membrane. Gene Ontology annotation, biological process: chemical synaptic transmission. The coding region runs from base 309 to 3965 and encodes 1218 amino acids. NCBI's taxonomy places the organism in Eukaryota, Metazoa, Arthropoda, Insecta, Diptera, Drosophilidae. Gene Ontology annotation, molecular function: protein binding. The transcript is spliced from 10 exons. The record is from RefSeq and is a predicted model, not a curated record.
GAUAAGUCCGCGGUCACAUUGAGAGUUUUUUUUUGUUGUUUCCCACGGUUCCCCCGUUAUUUCCGAUACAUCCGCGGUCACGAAACAAUAUUAAAUGGCAGUAUCUACUCAGAACGAGACAUGUCAGCAGCAGCAGCAGAAGCAGCAGCAACAGCAGCGGACGCAGCACUAGAGCAGUAAGCCCAGACGGAGCGGAGCAUCCAUAGAUUCAGUUUCAGUUGCAGUUCCAGUCCAAAUCCAUCCAUACAGCUGUGGUUGCAGCAGCAAACCAGCGUACCAUCCAGCGUAUCUAGCCCUCCUCCAACCCUAUGCAGGCCAUGAACUCAAAUUCCUGCAGCGACGGCAGCAACGAUUCGAUGGCCAAUCCGAUGCAAAUGAACUUUGGACAGCCGCAGCUGCAGUCGCUGCAGCAGGAGCGCUACGUGUGGGAGAUGCGAACGCGCAGUCCGAAUGUGACGCCCGCCAGCACAGUGCUCAACUCACCAGACCUGAAUACCGAGCUGCCGUACGCACCGAUGCAGGGCCAGUCGCCGGGACAGUUGUCCAUGGGCUAUGGGGAAACUGGCGGACAGAUGGCCUCCUCCUACUACUACCAGCGGCCGCAUCUCCAUCAGAUUCGUGUCGGUCGCAGUCCGGGCAGCCAGUUCGAUGCCCACGAAUCAUCCCUGCCACAGGGUCGUGCCAGUCCUGGCUCGCCAACGGAUGUGGGCAAGGCCGAUGGUCAGUGCCUGAGGGAUGGCGAAAUUGUUGUCUUUGACGACAUCGACACCAACUGGAUGAACAAGGCCGUCCCGGCGAUGCGCUCAGACAGCCAGGAGGACAUACUGAAGGUGACCAAAAUGAUUGGCCAGCUGCCCAUAGCCGAGUACGAGGGAUCGCCACGACGCUUUGGCAACCAGCCGGCGGCAGCGGCGGUGGCCGCGAGCGCCGCAUUGAACAGCGGCUCACGCAAACGUCCGCCAGGCUUUCCACAGCGCGUCUCGCCCACCACAAGCGGUGGCGGCGGCGGGGGCAACAGCAAUGUGGCCGGCAAGGCAUCGUCGGGCAAUCUGAUAGAUCUGAUCGAUCACGAAGAGGACAGCAGCAGGAUGGCAGCGGCAAGAGAGAGAGAGAAAACACCAGCAUUCGAUUAUUUGUACGAGUUCUCGGAGACGCGCAAGGUGCUGGAGGAGUUCUUCAAGGCCAAUCCCGAUGAUGAGAAACGUUUCGCGGACUACACCACAGAGAGCGGCGAUGAAGUGCCCAAUACGCAUCAGCAGGAAUAUCCGGCAACGACACCCAUGGAGCAGGCAUACAUUGGCCAGCGGCUGGCUAGGAUACCCAAAGAAGAGCUUUAUAUGGUUCAUCGUUCGCCCAGCAAGAAGCAGCAGCAGCCACCCAGUGAACACAACGUCUGUGUGCCGACUGUGUAUCAGGAGCAGCACAACGAUAUUGAGCUGUAUAUCGAUUCGAAUAGUCGCAGCAGCGGCGAUCUGGCGGACACCGAACUGGAGGCAAAUCUGCGACGACAUUCGCGCAACUUUACCCUGUCGCCGGAGACAACGGAUUACGAUUCGAAUUGCGGCGAUCUGGAUAGCCUGUCGAAUGACAUCAACUGCCCCACAGACUAUGGCAAGCUGUACACGAGCAUGCCCGUGCUGGAGGAUGGCCUUAGUAGCGGCCAUGCCUCCGAUACGGAGAACAAUGUAUCUGUUAUUUGUGACAAGACACAACAGCAGCAGCCGCAGCAGCAGCAACAGCAGCCUCAACAGCAACAACAGCCCGUCCACGAGCACAAUGGCAAUGCAAAUGGGCCGAUAAAUGGUGAACGAUUGGAGAACGAAUAUAAUAAUAGUGCCAGCCUGGCGACUGUCACAACCGAUGCCUCACAAUCGGCGCUGAUAAGUGACUUUGCCUCGCUGCCAAUGCCAAUGCCACCGCCACCGCCACUGCCUGUUAUUUGUGACACUGCCUGCACACCGCCGCAGAUUGAACUGCCAGACACGAACAGCCACGAAUCCAUGCAUGCCGAGCAGGCGGUCACAGCAGCGGCAGCAACAGCAGCAGCAGCAGUGGAUAGCGAUUGCUGCCCCAUUGAGCAAUCUCAUUAUGGAGCUGUCUAUGCAGCAGGCAGUGGCAGUGGCAGUGGCAGUGCCGUCCAGCAGUCGGCCACUGCGGCAGUGGAGAUCCAGGAGGCCAUGAAGGAGAUACGCACGGCCCUGCAGCGGGCCAAGACGCAGCCGGAUAAGCUCAAGUUUUGCGACGAAGUGCUGCCAACCGAACCGGAAUCCCCCGUGUGGGUGCCGCGCAAAUGUGCGGCGGCAACAGCAACGCCAGUCACAGCCACAGCGGCGCUGGAGGAGGAGCCGGAUACCGAUCUGGAAACGGAUCGAUUGCUGGGCCAGCAGCGCCACGAGGAGCAGGACUUUUUUUCCGAUCAGCCCCAGGCGCCAGAUAGCAAUGCCAACGAGGGAACGGAAAUAGCCAGCAAUGGACAUCUCAAUGGCGGCUGCAUUGACAACAAUAAUCCCAAGCCGCAGACCUAUUCGACGGCGACCAUACGGCAGGGUAUCGGCACCUCCCUGACGCCCAAUUCGCCGGACAUUUGCCAGAUUGUGGGCACGGCGGACAUAACGAUCAGCGGCUCACCGGAGAAGCUGCAGUUCACCAAGAGUCCGACGGGAUCCAUUAAGUCGCUCAAGGACUCGGCGAAUGGCGACAAGAAGGCCGCCAAGUCGCGCAACAAGGAGGGUCUAUUGGAACCCAAAGUGCUCAUUGAGGGCGUGCUCUUCCGAGCCAAAUAUCUGGGAUCGACGCAGCUCGUGUGCGAGGGCCAGCCAACCAAAUCCACGCGAAUGAUGCAGGCCGAAGAGGCUGUCUCACGGAUUAAGGCACCCGAGGGCGAGAGCCAGCCGAGCACGGAGGUGGAUCUGUUCAUAUCAACCGAGAAGAUAAUGGUGCUAAACACAGACCUCAAGGAGAUCAUGAUGGAUCAUGCCCUGCGCACCAUUUCCUACAUAGCCGACAUCGGGGAUCUGGUGGUGCUGAUGGCCCGUCGCCGGUUCGUGCCCAACAGUUUGGGCGAUUCAAAUCCCAGCCCCGGUCCAAAUACGCUCGGAGAUGUCUCCAAUUCGAUGGCAGCGGCCACGAGCGGCGAGGCAGCUGACUGCUCGCCACCAAAGGAGCCCUCGCAGGUGCUUCACAGCAAGCACAAUCGCACGCCGAAGAUGAUCUGCCAUGUGUUCGAGAGCGAUGAGGCUCAGUUCAUAGCCCAGUCGAUUGGCCAGGCCUUCCAGGUGGCCUACAUGGAGUUCCUCAAGGCCAAUGGCAUCGAGAACGAGAACCUGGCCAAGGAGAUGGACUACCAGGAGGUGCUCAACAGCCAGGAGAUCUUCGGCGACGAGCUCGAGAUAUUCGCCAAGAAGGAACUGCAGAAGGAGGUUGUCGUGCCCAAGGCCAAGGGCGAAAUCCUUGGCGUUGUCAUCGUCGAGUCCGGCUGGGGCUCUAUGCUGCCCACGGUCGUGAUUGCCAAUCUAAUGUCCACCGGGGCAGCUGCCCGUUGCGGCCAGCUGAACAUUGGCGACCAGCUGAUAGCCAUCAAUGGCAUGAGCCUGGUCGGUCUGCCGCUCUCCACCUGCCAGAGCUACAUACGCAAUGCCAAGAAUCAAACUGCCGUCAAGUUCACCGUUGUGCCCUGUCCCCCCGUCGUCGAGGUGAAGAUACUGCGGCCCAAGGCCCUCUUCCAGUUGGGUUUCAGUGUCCAGAAUGGCGUGAUCUGCAGUCUGCUGCGCGGUGGAAUCGCCGAGCGUGGCGGUGUCCGUGUGGGUCAUCGCAUCAUCGAGAUUAACAAUCAGAGUGUGGUGGCCGUGCCCCACGAUACCAUUGUCAAGCUCUUGUCAUCCUCUGUGGGCGAGAUCCUGAUGAAGACCAUGCCCACGUCCAUGUUUCGUUUGCUCACUGGCCAAGAGACGCCAAUCUAUAUAUAAAAAUAUGUAACUGCUCACACACGACUUGCUCCGCCCCCCCUCCCGCACUCCGUUGGAAGCACUGUAAAACCUGUAAAUGCACUCGAUGGCUCGUCAAUUGGCAGGAGGAGCCGCAACUGUGUGGAAUCGAUCGGAGCGAUAAACUGCACCUAGAAUCGAUCCCAAAUCGAACUCUUAAUUGAUGAGCGAGCUCAGAAUUGAUCAACUUCGAAGUUGAGCAGCUUUAAAGCAGCAAUGCAAAUCAUAUUUGAUGCCUCUGUGAAACGAAACAAUGCAAAAUCGAUUAACUUUCGAUGUAAAUCGAUGAAUCCGAGCCCGAGCCCGAGCAUUGUUGAAGCCGAUGGAAUGGAUCGAACUACAACAUUUGAAUCAGUCUCAGUUAAUGUUUGCUCUUUGGUUGCUUGGCUUCCCUUCCGUUCCCGUUCGCAUUGAUCGUUUCCCCCUUUUUUGUAUAUUAAAAAGACUGAAUUUUGAGAGAGAGAGAGAGUGUGUGCGUGCGUGCGUGCGUGCGUGGAUGAGCGGAUGGAUGGGUGUGUGUGAGUGCUACUCAGUGGCUAUGUACACUGUUCAGCAAAGUACUCAAAUUGUAAAGUACUUAACCAACCUACUGUCUCUUGUGUCCACCCCUCCACCCAACCCAAAACACACCCCUCCCUCCCCACAGGUAGAACAAUAGUUUAAGCAUUCGAUUGAAUUUACUUGGCAAGCAAUUAAUUUAUUAGCCUACGAUAUGUAUGAUUUCCAUGUAAAUGAACCCCAAGGCUUACCGUAUUUAAUAUUAUUUUUUUAACUACAUUUAUAAUUUCGAUGAAAAGGAAACAAAACAAAACAAAAAACACUUUAUGCCAAAAAAGAAAUACGCUAUAAGGGAAUAUGUAAUGUACGCGAUAAGCUGAGAUUUCGUUGAAUUUUUAUUGUAUAGAGAGCCGUUAUGGAUUAUUAUUGCAAUACCGGAGAUAUCAUAAUUAUAUUUAUAGCAUAGCAUUUAGUAACCAAAGCCAUGCAUGCCUGCAACAACCACAAAACCCGCAAAAAUAACACUACAAAAUAAUAAAAUAAAAAAAAAAAAAAAAAAAAAAAUGCAUUUAAGAGCGUCAAAGUUAAGCGAAUGUUUAAGAUUCUGUAUUCUACUAUCUGUAUAUGUACAAGAAAUCAAGCACACUUCUCGAUCAAUCGAAUUAUUGCCAUACACACGAGUUGCAUGCAUAUAUAUAUAUGUAUAUGUUAAUGUAUAUGUAUGUAUGUACGCUUUGCAUAGGAGUAAUUGUAUUUGUAUUUGAUGUAAAGAUGAAUCGAAAACAAUAAGCAAAAAAGCAAAAGUAAUACGAAGAACAAUAAUUUCAGCAUUGUCUAGUUUCUGUUAAGCGAGAGGAUACAUAUAUAAGAAAGGAAUGAGCACAGGAUCUCACAUCAAUGAUAACGAGAGCGAGUGGCAGCAGCGAGAAGAGAAUAGCGAGAGACAGAGAGAGAGCUUAUUUUUGCAUAUUUAAAAUCAAUGAAGAUAAAGAGGAAGACAAAGAUGAACAAAGCAAACAGCAAAUGAACAAAAAGCUAAUAUUGAAAUCCACAUAUAGACAUACAUACAUACAUAUGUACGUACGUAUGUUAUUAAUCUAAAUGGAAAUGACUAAAAAAUAUUCUAAAUAUUUCAAGUGCAGGUAAAAA